AUGUCCUUCAUUGCACUUGCGCUUCGGUCAGCCAGAAGUGAGGUCUAUUCGGUCGGCGUGAAACUCUUUCCUGCUAUCAUUGUCCAUGGCCAGAACCACCAUACGCCUUCAUCAUCCUUGAACGCAUAUGAAUCGAGAGUCUUCCUCGCUGGCGGUACUGGCAGAAAUUCCACGUCGUCUAAUCAGAACGGUGUGGGAGAUCACGUCCAAAGUGACAAAGAUAUUACUUCCAUCAAGAGCGGCCAUCGACCGAAUCCUCAGGUAAUCCGACCCAUUCUCAAAGAGACAUUCGAUCGAAUUGACACUCUAAUCGCCCUCGACGAAACACUUGGUCCCAAUGACCCAACGACUGAAUUGGCGGCCAAGGCAUUGAAGGAAAGCCUCGAGGCCUGGAGAAACGAGAUGGAUCUCGAGGAGUGCUUCCAGGCGACAAUGAAACCGAUGCCUAAACCCGCGGCAAAGCCAAGUGCGGAGCAACUCACUUGGCUCAAGAAUGUCCACAAUCUUGCCUGCCAGGAAAUCAAGCAACCGGGACCACCUGAGGAAUUGUUGGCGAAGGUUGAGAGUCUACUCACGAUAGCUCUUAUUACCGAGGGAUCUACGGGUUACCCUUAUAGAUAA
Messenger RNA from Fusarium pseudograminearum CS3096, 621 nucleotides. RefSeq lists its product as uncharacterized. The record is from RefSeq and is a predicted model, not a curated record. The coding region runs from base 1 to 621 and encodes 206 amino acids. NCBI's taxonomy places the organism in Eukaryota, Fungi, Ascomycota, Sordariomycetes, Hypocreales, Nectriaceae. The transcript has 6 exons.